This is a messenger RNA of Phascolarctos cinereus (koala), 3507 nucleotides long. Lineage: Eukaryota; Metazoa; Chordata; Mammalia; Diprotodontia; Phascolarctidae. The record is from RefSeq and is a predicted model, not a curated record.
CCAAAGUGACGUCACAAGUCUCCUCCUUUCUGCGGUUUUCACCUGGGCUGGGUUGUUGCGCAUUCUGCGACAAGGAGCUGCCAGGGAAGCAGCUCCAUCUCCGUCAGGCUCUCGCCCCUAGACCCCGGGCGUGCCUGAUCCCCGGUGGGAGUCCCCUGUGAGGGGGAGUUUCCUCAUCCAGAGCCCAGCAAAGAAACAUUGCCACCCCAGCUCUUUGACUUACGAGUCCCUUCCCUGCCCUGAUGGCCACUGACGGUGCCGCCGAUGGCCCACCAUACCGGCUCCUAGUCUGGGUGUCUGAGAUCCACUUGGGAAUAGAGAAGAAGCUGCAAAAGUAUUUCCAGAACACAUCAAAGUCUGGGGGAGGCAAGUGCAAGGUCAAAGUUGGUCCCAACAGUAGCAGUUUCUGGAUAGAGUUUAGUAAAAAACAAGCCAAGGAUGGUGUAUUAGCAAAGAAAGACCACUCUGUGGCAGUCAGUGAUGGGGUAAAUGUGAAAAUCUUCCUAGAAAAAAAUGAAGACCCAGAUGGGAACAACAUUUUGGAGAUAAAACAGUUUCCUACUCUGACUCAGUCAGAGCCAAAGGAACUUCCCAUUGAGAAGAGCCCAGAAGAAAUACGUGCUCUUAUCCCCUCUAAUUUCUUCACUCAAAAGAUAUUUCUCCAUGUUGAGGCUCAGCUGACCUUCAAGCUUUCCAGAGAACAAAAAGAGAUAAUUAUUACCAUCUGCCCAGAGAUCAAAAUAGAGGGAGGCUUUGAUGGACCUGAGAGAGUGGUUGGUGACUUUGAAGAUAUUGAAAAAAUUUAUCGAUUCUUAUGUGACACCAUGCUGGGAAAUGACCAGAAAGAUGAUUUUUCCGACUCAGCUUCAGGAAGUGAAAUUGAGGAAAUUAUGCCAAAUGACUCCAACAGUCUUGUUCUUUACUCAAACCCCAAAACGAGACCUGAUGAGGAACUAGACCUUCUGUCCGUUCCUUCACAUUUGUAUGAAUAUUUCAAAUAUUUCUUUGCUGAAACUCUGGACAGAAUAGAAAUUGAGCAUCAAGUACGCAUCAAAAGUGCUUUGGUAUAUCCUACAGGCAAUGUGAGUCUAGACUUCGAGACAAAUAAGGCAUGGGACAGAGAUGCAGCUCAAGAAGCUUUUACCAGAACCUUUCAGAGGGAAAUACAGAAUGUGGUCCAUAAGGAUGUUCAUUUCACAGAUAACAAGGUGGUACUUGACAUGCAAAAAACCCUGACUGACAUGUUUCAAAACCUCCAUAUCAAAGCUGAAGAAAAAGACUUAGUCCUCUGGGGAAACCCAAAGGAAAUUUUAGAAGCGCAACAAUACAUUGAAGAAAACUACUCCAGCAAACAACCUGAAGAACCAGCAGUUCCUGAAAAUGUGAACACUGGAAUUGAGGUUGAUACUGCUCACUGGCGUGUUCUGGGUCAAGAAAUCAGAGAAAUUGAGAAAACAUAUUACACUGUAAUGGAACUGGUCCACAAAUCCAAAACUCAGAAAACCCUCAUUGUAUUUAAACCAAAAGACAAAGACCUAGACCUCUCUGCGCAUGCUUAUGAAGAAUUUCAUUGACAUCUUUCAGAUGCUGUUACCUCAGAUUGUCACAGAGGUGGUGACCCUGAAACCAUUAGACCAAAAGAGAAAGUGCUGGCUUGAGAAGACCUUCUUUGAAAACUUGGAAAGAAAGCACCCCCACGUAAUCCUGGAGUGGAAUGAACAAGAGCUGACCCUGACUGGUCUGCCCAAGUACAUUGAAAGAGCAAUGAAGUAUGUUAAGAAGUACUUCAGUGUUGAAGGUCCUGUUCAGCAGAAAGAAGGGCCAGCUCUCUCCCUUGGAGAGAAUUAGAAUACCCCUUGGACAAAUAACGGUGAUGAUUUCAAGAUGGCUUUACCUCCCUCCAAGAGAUUGCCUAGCUGUGGGGACUUAGGAGAAAGGAGGAAGAAGAGGAGAGGAGUGUACCAUCUCUCUGGAAAUCAUUCACCACAAAGAAGUCCUCCCAAAGUGCAAGCAUGGGUUCUCUGGCCAUUAAACAAAGGCCAGUGGGCCCUAUGUGUCAGACUUCUUAUCAUAUCAUGAAAAAGAAUCAGCCAGAUGGAACCAUGACAACCUUUUACAUAACUUCUUCACUUCUGGGUUAUAAUUCAUGUGGCAUUAUUGUGAUUCAUUAUGACAUGCAGGGAGGCAUACAGACAGAAAAUCACCCCAACCUAGGAAAACGCUAUGAAGAAACAAGAAGGGUAGCAUACUUGCCAAAUAAUGAAGGACGGCAGAUUUUGCAUCCCGUCAAAAGAGCUUUUGACCAAAGGUUGAUUUUCACAAUAGGACAGUCUCAGACAUCAGGAGUCAAGGAUGUGAUCACUUGGAAUGAUAUUCACCACAAAACUUUCUAGUUCCAUGGGCCAGAAAACUUAGGUUACUCUGAUCCCAACUAUCUUCAGUGGGUCAAGCUGGAACUAAAGGCUAAAGGAAUUGAAUAAGAGUGGUGACCUCAAGGAUGCCUUGAGAUCUAGGCUUGCAAAAGCUGUAGCAAUGGAAUCAAAGUGAUCAUUAAAAUACAUGUGUGUAUAGGUACCAUUUAGAGAAAAAUAAGAGAAUCUGAGAAGAAAUUAAUUUGUUUUGGGGUGAGUGGGAUGAACUGCUCUCUGCUAACCUGUCUAAUUUCUUGGAGGUUUUUUUUUUUUUUUACUUUUUAUUAUUCAAACUGAGAGCCUGGUAGAAAUGUAAAAAGUUGCUCAAGUGAGAACCCAAAAUGUAUCUCUCAGUGCUUUCCUGCCUCUCUCCCAUUUUGCUGUCACCAGAGAUGCUGGAGUUAAGGAAUCUUUCAUUGUACCACUUGGACAAGGUGAUGAUGGACCCUCAGUUCCAUUCACAUUAUUUCUUGUAAGCUGUUUGUGGCCUCAGAACUCACCAGAGUUUGCUCCCUUCUAACUGGAAUGGUAGCCAGGGACAUUAAAGAUUAGAAGAUAUUUUGAAGAAAAUUAGUCUCCAAAUACUUACAUGAGUCCUUCACUUCAGAAAAAAAACAAAAACAAAAACUAUUCAUCCUUGGAGUUGGCAAGUUUAAUGUAAAUUGAGGAGUGGGGAAAAGAUAUUUCUGUCUUCAAUCAAGUCCAGUGACUUCUAAUCACUUUCAGGAACAAAUAGAACAGCCUCUGUUUGGCAUUCAAAGCCCUUCAUAGCCACUCCCUUUAGUCCCUGACUGUGUACUUUGUGAUUCAGUGAUGCUGGCCUCCUUGAUGUUCCCUGCACCAGAAACUCUAUCUGGACUGUGCAUUUUCACUGGAUAUCCACCAUGCCUGGAAUUCGUUUCCUCUUCAGUUCUACCUACUGGCUUCCCUGACUUCUUUCAAGUCCCACCUAAAAUCCCACCUUCUAUAUGAAGUCUUUCCCAAACUCCCCUAAUACUAGUGCUUUUCCUGUGUAGUUUAUCUCCAGUUGUCCUGUAUAUAGCUUGUUUGUACAUAAUUGUUCGCAUAUUGUCUUCCCCAUUAGACUAUGAGCUAC